Molecule: messenger RNA, 1086 nt
Organism: Pogona vitticeps (central bearded dragon)
Lineage: Eukaryota; Metazoa; Chordata; Lepidosauria; Squamata; Agamidae
Gene: PARK7
Product: Parkinsonism associated deglycase
Biological process (GO): glycolate biosynthetic process; glyoxal metabolic process; response to oxidative stress
Cellular component (GO): nucleus; mitochondrion; cytoplasm
Molecular function (GO): oxidoreductase activity, acting on peroxide as acceptor
Source: RefSeq, a predicted model, not a curated record
GGCGCCCACGCUCCUUCCUCCUUCGGUGCCCUCCGUUCCUCCUGUCCGAGGCAGAAGGGGUUAACGGGCCGUUCCAUUCCUCCGCGGCGGGAGGGGGAGCAUUUUUGGGUUGGGCCGUCCCGAAGGGGAGGGGCUCCCUCGCGGAGGGGGGCGGGGCUGUGCCGGUGGGAGACACGCGUGCGGAGCUGAUCACGGGCCUUCCUGCACGAGGGCACUCAGCACCCCUUCCUCCUCCCUGUUUGCAGCUUUCCGAAUGGCUUCCAAGAGAGCGUUGGUGAUUCUGGCCAAAGGGGCCGAGGAGAUGGAGACCGUCAUCCCCACCGAUGUCAUGAGGAGGGCGGGCAUUGCUGUGACCGUCGCAGGCCUGGGCGGAAAAGACCCCGUGCAGUGUAGCCGGGACGUCGUGAUCUGUCCAGACAAGAGCUUGGAGGAGGCCCAGAAGGAGGGUCCCUAUGAUGUGGUGGUCCUGCCAGGAGGAAACCUGGGUGCUCAGAACCUGUCAGAGUCUCCUCGGGUGAAGGACGUCUUGAAGGACCAGGACGGCCGGAAGGGGCUCAUUGCGGCCAUUUGUGCAGGUCCCACAGCUCUGCUGGCCCACGGAAUAGGCUUUGGAAGCAAAGUGACCACCCACCCCUUGGCCAAGGACAAAAUGAUGAAUGGAGAUCACUACAAGUACUCGGAGAGCCGCGUGGAGAAGGAUGGGCACAUUCUGACCAGCCGAGGCCCUGGCACCAGCUUCGAGUUUGGCCUUGCCAUCGUGGAAGAGCUGCUGGGCAAGGAGGUGGCUGCCCAGGUUAAGGCGCCUCUGGUGCUGAAGGAUUAGGGGCCCGGGUCCCCUCCAGAGAAUCCCGAGGGUGCCGUGCUUUGAUUUGUCGAGAGAGCCGCUGGGAGGAGAGACACGGAUGAGGCCCUGAAUCCUUCGCUUCGUCCUUAGAGCACUUUAGCAAAUUUAGCUCCGGUCCCGAAAGCGGUCCAGAGAGAUCCAACAUCUCAGUGACAUCCCUCCCGGUUGUUCCACUUCCCUUUUGUGCCUCCUGGAUCUUUUUUUUUUUUUGCUUUCAGUAAAAGAGGGCUUCUCCACCACAA